Staurois parvus is the source of this 297-nucleotide messenger RNA. NCBI's taxonomy places the organism in Eukaryota, Metazoa, Chordata, Amphibia, Anura, Ranidae. The record is from the annotation of a GenBank genome assembly.
UGCCGGGGAUGGACACAUAGGAUAACAUGCCGGGGAUGGACACAUAGGAUAACAUGCCGGGGAUGGACACAUAGGAUAACAUGCCGGGGAUGGACACAUAGGAUAACAUGCCGGGGAUGGACACAUAGGAUAACACGCCGGGGAUGGACACACAGGAUAACACGCCGGGGAUGGACACAUAGGAUAACACGCCGGGGAUGGACACAUAGGAUAACACGCCGGGGAUGGACACAUAGGAUAACAUGCCGGGGAUGGACACAUAGGAUAACAUGCCAGGGAUGGACACAUAGGAUAACA